Penicillium chermesinum is the source of this 465-nucleotide messenger RNA. RefSeq names its product putative glycosyl hydrolase. The transcript has 2 exons. The record is from RefSeq and is a predicted model, not a curated record. NCBI's taxonomy places the organism in Eukaryota, Fungi, Ascomycota, Eurotiomycetes, Eurotiales, Aspergillaceae. Gene Ontology annotation, biological process: carbohydrate metabolic process. The coding region runs from base 1 to 465 and encodes 154 amino acids. Gene Ontology annotation, molecular function: hydrolase activity, hydrolyzing O-glycosyl compounds.
AUGUUUCAUUUUUGCUCCCUAUCAUCCGUCAUCCGUGCUAGCUAUGCUGCCAAGAAAGCUGAACGUUCGGUACAGACUAGGCACCAGAUCAUCUCCUCUUACCCGGGAGCUCAGCCUCCCGCCGAACGUCAUGACCUGAUCUCUCAAGGGAAAGUCGGCGGUAUCAUUAUUUUUGGGGAGAAUGUGAAUACUUACAAGCAGAGUGUCUCAUAUUCUGGCUACCCGUUGUUGAUCAUGACCGACCAAGAAGGUGCCGAAGUAGUGCGUCUCCCUGGUGGAACAGCUACGAAUGCCAAACAGGUUGGCGAGUCCAAGAAUCUCGGUAGCAUAGCCACAGAGACAGGCAGCAAGCCGCCAAAGCCUGCACACUUGAACAUCAACCUUGUGUCCGUCUUGGGCGUGUAUCGCGAAGCAGACGACUUCCUAGAUCAAUCUCACUCUCGGCGAGGUCCACUUUGUAGAUGA